Spirodela intermedia is the source of this 258-nucleotide messenger RNA. The record is from the annotation of a GenBank genome assembly. Lineage: Eukaryota; Viridiplantae; Streptophyta; Magnoliopsida; Alismatales; Araceae.
AUGAGGAGCUUGGGCUUCGCCCUCUAUCUGAGCAUCUUCGGCGUUGGGAGCUUCAUCAGCGGCUUCUUCAUCUUGGUAAUCGAGAACGUGAGCACCUGGUGGGGGGAGGACUGGUUCUCCGACAACCUGAAUCGUGCCCACCUCGACUACUUCUACUGGCUUCUGGUGGCGCUGAGUUCCGUCGAGCUCCUCUUGUACCUGUACUUCGCUCGUUCCUUCGUCUUCAACCAGGGAAGGAAUGGGAACGGCGCGGCCUGA